This is a messenger RNA of Penicillium roqueforti, 486 nucleotides long. Its product is annotated as SRPBCC family protein. The transcript has a single exon. The coding region runs from base 1 to 486 and encodes 161 amino acids. Lineage: Eukaryota; Fungi; Ascomycota; Eurotiomycetes; Eurotiales; Aspergillaceae. The record is from RefSeq and is a predicted model, not a curated record.
AUGAGCUCAACCAACAACGUCGCCUUCACCGCCCCGAUCAACCCACCAGGCGCAAGACCCGUUAUCACCCCCGAACAAACCUGGAAGGGCCUCCUCCUCAAGAUCCGCUCCGCAGAAACAUUCGUUCCGGGAGCAAUUCAAUCCACCAGGGUCGUCAGUGAAUCCAUCGACUCAUUAACUGGGAACGCCGUCACCGUUCGCGAAGUCCUCUUCCGCGAAACCCAGAAGAAGGUUCUAGAGACCGUUACAGCUUUCGAGCCUGCCCGGGUAGACUUUGAUCAGCCAAAUGGAAGCAAGAUCAGCAAUGUGAUUAGUCAAGGAGCUGGUGGAGAGCUGUACAUGACGUAUAUCUUCGAAUGGAGACACCCAGGUGUCUCGGAGGUGGAGCUGGCGGAGCUACUCGAGAAGGAGAAGAAGAUGAGCCAGGCAGCAGUUGAGGGAACAAUCAAAGUGUUGAGGCAAUUGGUUGAGGAGAAGAAGCUUUGA